Molecule: messenger RNA, 1578 nt
Organism: Fusarium odoratissimum NRRL 54006
Lineage: Eukaryota; Fungi; Ascomycota; Sordariomycetes; Hypocreales; Nectriaceae
Product: cytochrome P450 oxidoreductase
Exons: 2
Coding region: 1-1578 (525 amino acids)
Molecular function (GO): oxidoreductase activity, acting on paired donors, with incorporation or reduction of molecular oxygen; iron ion binding; monooxygenase activity
Source: RefSeq, a predicted model, not a curated record
AUGUCUGGCUCCGUUGCCUCCUUGGGCUCAGCGCCCUAUGCAGCUGCAGUGGGCGUCGCUGUAGUCUUCUACUUCAUUAUCUACCCUUUUGUUCUCUACCUCAAGGACCCCAAGGGUCUAAGGCGCUUCCCUAACAUGUCCCCGUUCUCCGGCAUGUCUAACCUUCCCUUCAUGAUCCUCGCUCAUGGGGGCGCACGGUCGACUCAUCUCGCGAAAUUACACAAGACGAAGCCCAUUAUCAGAACGGGGCCAAACUCAUUGUCCUUCGCCGGCGGUCAAGCCAUCAAAGAUAUUUAUGGUCAUGGAACUCCCUGUACAAAGGACAAAUCAUACAUCGUAGGAGCCGGAACUCAUUUUCACCUGGCCGAUGUUGUCGACAAACACGACCACGCUCGAAAGCGAAAGGUCCUGUCAUCUGCUUACGCACUCAAAAACCUCGAGGGUUGGGAGUACAAGGUCGCGGAUAAGGUGCAGCGAAUGAUGGACCAUUUUGAUAAGGUCUGCACAGCUCCUUUGCGCAAGGGUGCCAGGUUUCCCGACCCCCAAGACGUCAAUGUCGACUUCCGCGCCUGGUCCAACUUUUUCUCCCUCGACGCCAUCGCCGACAUUGGCCUUUCGGAGAAACUUGGUCUUCUUGAUCAAGGUCACGAUCGUGUGGAAGCCCAGCAGACUUGCGGUGCUGUCUAUGAAACUAAUCUACGCGAAUGCCUUUAUCCCACCGCACGCAAGCAGUCCUAUCUUCUUUGGACCUACGACCAUUACAAGUUGCUCAAUAAGAUUUCCAACGUCAUUCCUUUCUAUCAAAAGAUGUCAGAAUCGGCGAAGGGCUGGGAUGAUAUUGUAUUGCGACGAGCUCAAAUCCGAUUAGAUCGAUACCAGAAGGGAGAAAAGCUUGACGACUUUUUUCAGGCGCUCAUGGAGGACAAGAACGGUAACUCUCAUGAGCUUGAAUGGGGCGAAGUUGUUGCCGAAAUCAACAUUAUGAUGAACGCCGGAAGCGUCACGACUGCUAUUGCCUUAGCCAACAUUCUUUAUCAGUUGAUCCUCAACCCUAGGGUAAUGGAGCUCCUGCGACACGAACUUGACUCUGUCCUAGAGCCCGAUGAGGUGGUCGCGCCCUACGAAAAGGUUAAGCACCUUCCCUACCUUCGCGCCUGUCUCGAUGAGUCGCUUCGCCUCUGGCCCCCGACUCCUCAGAAUCUUGGUCGUCAGACCCCUCCUGAAGGCUUGACGAUUAUGGGCCAGUAUAUUCCGGGCAACACAUCUGUUGGUGUGUCUGCUCUUGUGGCGCAUCGUGACGAGAGCAUUUAUCCCGAGUCAGAAAAAUUCAUUCCUGAACGAUUCUUGGGCGAAAAGGGCAAGGAACUGCAGUCUCACUUUAUUACUUUCUCAGCUGGUGCUCGAGGUUGCAUUGGGCGUAAUAUCUCUUAUCUUGAACAAGCUGUUUGCCUUGCUUCAAUAGUUCACCGGUAUGAGUUUGCCCUACCAGCAGGCUUUGAACUGAAGAGAGAGGAGACAAUGAACCACAUCCUGGGGCCUAUGCCUGUCAAGGUGUGGAAAAGGAAUUUAGAGGAGUAA